This is a messenger RNA of Pseudovirgaria hyperparasitica, 1212 nucleotides long. RefSeq lists its product as uncharacterized. The record is from RefSeq and is a predicted model, not a curated record. Lineage: Eukaryota; Fungi; Ascomycota; Dothideomycetes; Acrospermales; Acrospermaceae. The coding region runs from base 1 to 1212 and encodes 403 amino acids. The transcript has 2 exons.
AUGGACAAAGCAACAGGCAUCUUCAAGAAUGGAUGGCACCCAGAGAAGAAAGAAAGCUGGCGUGGCGACAACAAAGGCCUUAACCAAGUGGCAGGAUGGAUGGGCAAAGGGAAGCAAGGAGGCUCGAGCGCAUCCGCAUUAGAGCGCGCCAACAAUCAUCAAUCUGCUCCACUAUCAACCCUCAAGGAUCCUUCGUCGUUCGGUCCUCCGCCAAAGCACCAACACUACCACGGUGCUGCUGCUGCUCAAGAUAAUACUACACCAGAUAGGAAUGGAUGGGGAGCACCCGUGCCCCCGAGUACGAUACAGGCACAGCAAGAAGAGCAAAGGAGGCAAGAGACAAAUUCAAAUAAACCCAAACCACCACCAAGACCCUAUCAGAGAGAUACUACCGGAUUGAGCACAGUGCAUCUACCAAAACCUCCAAAAUUUGGUGAACCUGCUACAGCUUCGACUCAGAAUGCGGUAACAAAACCAAAACCGCCGAGCCUACCUGCUCGCCCGCCCCUACCUCCUCGACAGAACAGUAAUCCAGACGAAUUCACACCUGCACCACCUCCAUCGUACACAGCAGCGACCGCAAAAUUAACCCCACCAGCCCCUGUAGAACCAUACCUAAACCAAGGAGCCCUGAACAGACUCGGGAAAGCGGGUGUGAGUGUACAAGGCUUCAACAUUGGACGAAAUGUCUCUCCUCCCUCAACAAUCCCAGCCUCCGCAUCUUCAGAUGCACCGCAGUCAACCCCUGGCCGCGGUCCACAACUUAAUGAACUUUCAUCACGCUUCUCAAAGAUGACUACUUCGCCGAGCCCGACUGCCGGAAGUUCACAAGGCACUACAUUCGCCGAGAAACAAGCAGCCGUCAGAACAGCAAAUGCAUUUCGGAACGACCCUUCAUCUGUGUCCUUCUCUGACGCACGAAGCGCGGCUUCAACGGCAAACAAUGUCCGCGAAAGACACGGUGAGCAGAUUGCUGCGGGGUGGAAGACUGCAAACGGACUGAACCAGAAGUACGGGGUCAUGAACAGGGUCAAUGGGAUGACAGGAAGAGAGUCUGGAUCAUCGUCUGCGCAGGCUGGUGUGUUGCCUGAGGCAUCGUCUAUUACGGCAGGCAUUGGGAAGAAAGCACCUCCUCCACCACCAAAGAAGAAGGAACUUGGGGGCGCCCCGCCGCCGGUGCCGUUGAGUAGUAAGCCAAAACCGCAGGGGUGA